Drosophila grimshawi is the source of this 1740-nucleotide messenger RNA. RefSeq names its product zinc finger protein 79. Lineage: Eukaryota; Metazoa; Arthropoda; Insecta; Diptera; Drosophilidae. Gene Ontology annotation, molecular function: RNA polymerase II cis-regulatory region sequence-specific DNA binding; DNA-binding transcription factor activity, RNA polymerase II-specific. The transcript has 2 exons. The record is from RefSeq and is a predicted model, not a curated record. Gene Ontology annotation, biological process: regulation of transcription by RNA polymerase II. The coding region runs from base 1 to 1740 and encodes 579 amino acids.
AUGAGCAACGCACCCGCAACGCACACCACAACAACAGCACGAAGAAGAAGCAGCAGUGGCAUGGGCUUUAAGCAUGCGAUGCUGCAACGCAGCUACGAUCUCGCCGCAUCUCCUGCCCCAGCAGAGGCGCCUCAGCAAGUUACGGAUUUUAGCAUCAGCCGCAUCCUUGGCAACGUUGGCAAGGAUACUCCAGCGAAGAAGAAGACAGCAGCGAGUGCUGCAGCUGGCAACAUUCUCGAUCUCUCGAAGAGCAGUCAACAGCAGCCUCAGGCAGUGCAGUCCUUUCAAAAUGCAACGGCAAGCUAUGGCUAUGCCAUGUUGCCACCGGAUUUGCUGGCCAUGGCCAGUGCAACCAAAUUCUAUGCACAGUUCUUUCCACACUUGCUGCCUGCCUAUGCGGCAGCAGCAGCUGCCGCCGGCUUCACAACGCCACCCACAUCGCCCUAUCAGCAACACCAACAGCAGCAGCAACACCAGCAGCAUCACCAUCAGCAGCAGAAGCGUUACUUUGCCCCCUAUGUGAUCAACGGACAAAGUUCGACACGGGCCAAACCGAGUGCACCCAGUGUCUGCACCCGUGCGGAUUGCGUGGAAUGCCUGGACUACUAUAGGCAAUUUGGAGCGGGCUACAAGCCGACGCCAUUGAUUUCGCCGGCGGCUUCUUCGGUCAGCAGUGCGAGCAGUUCGAGGCUCGGCCGGGCAGACAGCAGCACCACCAACAUCUCAUUCACCACGGUGACCAAUCUGAAUCUGAGCACGACAGCAACAACAACAAUGACAUCAGCAACAACAACACCAGCACUACCCAAUUUAGUUGCCAACAACAACAACAACACAACGACGGCUGAGGAGAUCAGCUACAAGUGUCACAUCUGCGACAAGGUCUUUGGAUGCUCCGAAACACUGCAGGCGCACGAGAAGACGCACAAAUCGCCGCGCUACGAGUGCUCGGAUUGUGGCAAAGGAUUCUCGCAACUGCGCAACUAUAAAUAUCAUCUGUCUGUGCAUCGUGGCACGAAGGAGUUUGCUGCCGAGUGUCCGGAGUGCGGCAAGACCUUCAACGAUAAGGGCUAUCUGAGCAGCCACAUGAAGAUCCAUCGCAACCGAAAGGAGUACGAGUGUCCCUACUGUCCGAAGUCCUUCAAUCAGCGUGUCGCCUUCAACAUGCACGUACGCAUCCACACGGGCGUCAAGCCGCACAAGUGUGCCGAAUGCGGCAAGCGAUUCUCCCGCAAGAUGCUGCUUAAGCAGCACAUGCGCACGCACAGCGGCGAGAAGCCGUAUCAGUGCUCCGUUUGUGGCAAGUCCUUUGCGGAUCGCAGCAAUAUGACGCUCCAUCAUCGGCUGCACUCGGGCAUUAAGCCAUUUAGCUGCCCGCUGUGCCCCAAGGCAUUCACCAAGAAGCAUCACCUGAAGACUCAUCUCAAUUAUCACACUGGCUGCAAGCCGUACGUCUGUCCACAUCCCAAUUGCAAUCAGGCCUUUACCCAGUCCAGCAAUAUGCGCACCCAUGCCAAGAAGUGCCAAUACCGACCGCUAGACGGCGCUCAGCCAUUCCCGAUGCCACACAAGCAGCAGCAGCUGCAGCAACCACAACAGCAGCAACAAUCGCUGGCGUUGCCAACAGCUGCAAGUUUUGUUAUGCCACCGGCAACAUUUGCUCCUGUUGCAGCCGCAAUCACUUUUCCGCCGGCCCAGCAAACGCUCCUCAGCAAUUUGAGAACAUUCCAAGCGAUCUGA